Schizophyllum commune H4-8 is the source of this 1462-nucleotide messenger RNA. RefSeq lists its product as uncharacterized. Bases 282 to 1190 code for a protein of 302 amino acids. NCBI's taxonomy places the organism in Eukaryota, Fungi, Basidiomycota, Agaricomycetes, Agaricales, Schizophyllaceae. The record is from RefSeq and is a predicted model, not a curated record. The transcript has 4 exons.
GAGGCGGGACCAACAAGAUCCCUCAGACCCUGAAUUCCAUCCCGCCGGCGCUCGCGCGAGGCUCUGAUGCUCCACCACCUCUCCCCCAGCAUGCGCGCUGCGCGUGAUGUUACCGCCGCCUUACCCGACUGGCUGCGAACAUCUAUAAAAACCCAGCGAACUUCGACCUUUGAUUCCUCAGCUCCUCAGCUACUUCUCCCUCUCCCAACCCACCCACACCACCCAAGUCACCCGACUUGACCGACACUCUCUUACCCCCGCACUCAUUACCGAUACCGACCAUGUUCUCGUUCAAGAAGAUCUCCUUCGCGGCCACCGUUGCCCUCGCCUCGUACGUCUCUGCGGGCCCCAUCCCCCUGCCGGGCUUUGCUGCUGCGCCUAACGCGGCUGCCGCUGCCUCUGGCGCGACCUCCUCGGCCGUCGCCGCUGCCUCGGGCGUCUCCUCGUCCGCGUCUGCUAUCGCCUCGACCCAGGCGGCUGCUGUCUCCAGCUCCGUCGUCGCGGCGACCAGCUCGGCUGCGGCUGCUGCGCCUUCCGUGCGCGCGCUCGUUGAUGCCAAGGCCGAUGUCGAUGCCGAUGUCGAGCUCCGUGACCUCCUCGACCUGGAUGCGGACGCGGACGUCGACGCCAAGGUUGGCCGCGACAUCCUCGAUCUCGAGGCGGCCGUGGACGCCGAUGUUGAGGUUCGCGGCCAGCAGACCCUCAUCGCCCUCGUCGACCAGGCUGUCGUUGACUUGACCGAGACCGCUCAGGCUCUCCUGUUCCUCCAGCCCGCGAACGCGACUGAGCAGGCCGUGUCUGACCUUCUCAACGAUGUCAAGUCCGUCCUUGGCAAGCUCCUCUCCGACGUCAAGGGCCUCACUGGCCUCGACACCUCCGGCCUGCUUGGCGAUGUCACCGACGUCAGCGCCGUUGGCAAGACCGUCGCUGACCUCCUCAAGCUCGUCUUCACUGCUCUCGGCGGUGUCCUCAACGUCCUCAACAACGCCCCGGCCGACACCAUCUCCAAGCUCCUCCAGGACAUCGCCGGCAUCGUCGCUGAGCUCCUGAAGACCGUCUUCGGCCUCGUUGAUGGUGUCCUCGGCCUCGUCGGUGGUCUGCUCGGUGUUGUUGUCGGCCUCAUCGGCGACAUCACCCCGAUCAUCCUCCAGCUUAACGUGACGGCCCUUGUUCAGGUCCUCGCGCUCUAAGCGACAUGGUCCCUCUAGAAUUUCAAUGAAAUCUACCCUGCCACUGUAUCAUACCGUCAUUCGCUACUACUGCUUUCGACUACUUUCCCCUCCUGAUGCAUUUGUACACCCUACAUAAUGCUAAUAUUCCCUUACUGAACGCGUUCAAUUGCACAUACACUUGAUUGCCUGUCCUUGCCUUGUGAACCUGGUUUCUUCGUCGUCUGCAAGGUUCGUAGUGCUAUCGCUUGAAGUUGCUCUCCGGAGUCUCUUGCUUUUCCUGGCGCUUUCUG